AUGCCUGGAGGAGUUACGGUAAAGGACGUAAACUCGCACGCUUUCGUAAAGGCUCUUGGAGCCUUCCUUAAAAGAUCUGGAAAUCUAAAAGUCCCUGAUUGGGUUGACCUUGUAAAAACUGGAAAGCACAAGGAACUUGCCCCAUAUGAUCCUGACUGGUAUUACAUUAGAGCUGCAUCAGUCCUCAGACAUGUUUAUCUUCGAGGUGGUGUCGGUGUAGGUGCUCUUACUAAAGUAUACGGAGGU
Messenger RNA from Exaiptasia diaphana, 246 nucleotides. RefSeq names its product 40S ribosomal protein S19. Lineage: Eukaryota; Metazoa; Cnidaria; Anthozoa; Actiniaria; Aiptasiidae. Gene Ontology annotation, molecular function: structural constituent of ribosome; RNA binding. Gene Ontology annotation, cellular component: ribosome; cytosolic small ribosomal subunit. Gene Ontology annotation, biological process: translation; ribosomal small subunit assembly. The record is from RefSeq and is a predicted model, not a curated record.